GGCAGGCUGCGUUGUCGCAGGCCGAGCAAUCGAUGCGCGAGCAGACAAGAUGGCGGAGAAGGCGCAGAGGAGUGUGAAGAUUGCUCCUGGAGCUGUUGUCUGUGUGGAGAGUGAAAUCAAAGGAGAUGUGACAAUUGGGCCUCGGACAGUGAUUCACCCCAAAGCACGGAUAAUUGCAGAAGCUGGACCAAUAGUGAUUGGAGAAGGUAACCUCAUAGAAGAACAGGCAAUUAUUAUUAAUGGCUAUCCUGAAAAUAUUACCCCGGAUACAGAGGAGGUGGGAGCCAAACCAAUGAUCAUCGGCACCAAUAAUGUGUUUGAAGUCGGCUGUUAUUCUCAGGCAAUGAAAAUGGGAGACAACAAUGUAAUUGAGUCCAAAUCGUUUGUGGGUAGGAAUGUGAUCUUGACGAGUGGCUGCAUCAUUGGUGCCUGCUGCAACGUCAACACCUAUGAAGUCAUCCCUGAGAAUACGGUGAUCUAUGGAGCUGACUGCCUUCGUCGAGUGCAGACCGAGCGACCGCAGCCACAAACGCUGCAACUAGACUUCCUAAUGAAAAUUCUGCCAAACUAUCAUCACCUUAAGAAGGCCAUGAAAGCAACUUCCACUCCUGUAAAGAGCUGAAGACCUCCCUGUGAGAUUAUGAAAAUUGCAAUGCAGAUGGUCUCUCCUACUUUCAGAACUUCGUGUCUGCAAGCACCAAUUAUUAUUUUUUUGCUGAGCUUACUCAUUCCAUUGUGCUACUUAAUUUUAUUUAUUAAAACCAUGAAAGAUAAA
Elgaria multicarinata webbii is the source of this 775-nucleotide messenger RNA. It is a transcript of the gene DCTN6, whose product is annotated as dynactin subunit 6. Gene Ontology annotation, cellular component: dynactin complex. Lineage: Eukaryota; Metazoa; Chordata; Lepidosauria; Squamata; Anguidae. Bases 50 to 622 code for a protein of 190 amino acids. The transcript is spliced from 7 exons. Gene Ontology annotation, molecular function: dynein complex binding. Gene Ontology annotation, biological process: mitotic spindle organization. The record is from RefSeq and is a predicted model, not a curated record.